ACGACAGAGGUACUUGAGAAAAGUUUGCUGAUCUCUGUGAAGAAGCUGUGAGCUGGUGGAUGAUCUGUGGGACAGGGUCCAGCGGCUGUAACGAGACGUGGGUGAGGGAGACUCACGGGUGUGUGCGGGUGUUGGAGGACGGAGCGGACUGGCAGACGGCGAGUAACCGGUGCAAGCAGGUCUCGGCGUCGCUGUGGCAACCACCCGCAAUGGAAGACGUUGCAGCGGUUCUCACCAGAUACCUGGCAGACUAUCCAGACAACAAAAAUGUGACUGUCAGGCUUGGAGGGACGGCUAAAUAUGAUAACUCCUGUCUCAUAGCGACACCAUUGCGCUCUACUUUCGUCAACAACAUGACCUUUUGUGACGGAAGUGACGUCUUCGUGGACAUCAUGUGACACAAAGCUACCUUUUGUCUGCCACAAAACUGUGCAAAACACUUCAGAGCUAUCUCCCCUUCGAUACGUCUACAUCAACUCCUCCGAGGGUACUCUUCGUCCUCGUCUGUCUGCCGAUGGCUAUAACUACACCAACGAUGAUGCCACGAAAUGGAUCUGCAGGCUCCACAGGGACACCGCCUGCUUUGCGCCUGAGAAGCGUGGAGCUGGAGGUGCAGAACGAGUGUCUGUACGACUGGCUCCUCCUGGCCAACACCACUCACCAGGGGAGGAUCUGUGGGCAACGGAACGACACUGUGGCCCUGACCCUCACAAACUUCGCAGAGGUAAGCUUCCGGUCUGACUACUCCAUCACCGGUCCUGCCUUCUGGCUGUCCUACCAAGCAGUCAACAUGUCCGUCUGCCAGAUGACCACCUUCACAAAAUCCAAACAGAACUUUACCAGCUUCAACUUCCCGCGUCCCUUCCCAGACGCCAUCGACUGCGUCAUUGAGAUCCACGUGACCAGCGGUCAUCGGGUCAAAAUGGGCUUCGACGAGGUUCACUUCAUCGACAGGGAGGAGCACUCCCUGCAGGUCAACCUAGGUCAAGGUUGGGUUACAGGAAUCGGUGACCCUGCCUCGGCUAAUGUUGUGAGGAGGCAGUUCGUGUCGUCUGACAAUGUCCUGCAGGUGAGGUUCAACCGCUCCGCUGUCUUGGAGACUGAAGGCUUCACAGGCUGGUACGAGGAAAUUCCACUGUCCACCAUCGGCGAUCCACUUCAUCUGACAUCAGCACCUGUGUGGCUUCGUGGAGAAGAUGUUGUGUCUGUCGUCAGCGUGAACUUUCCCCUACCUUACCCUGACAACGCUCAGCAGGAGGUCAUCGUCCGCGCGCCCAUCGGCAGUCGAGUUCACGUCAGCAUCCGUCACGUGAACCUCGAGGUCACCGACAGGCUGGAGAUCGACGAUGUUUCGCUCGGCGAAAGUGAACAAGCCGAGAGACUUCUUUCAGUGUACGGACAAGAACCAUCUGAGAAUGAAAUAGAAUCGAGAUUAAACAGAGUGAGGUUCCGCUUGACUGCAGGCAGUCGGACCAACAUGAAGAAAAAGCGAUCUGUUCAAAAUAAUGGAGCCUCGCCGCUGGGAUUCAACAUUUCCUUGAAAGCUCUUCCAGGUAAAUACGCCACCCGAUCAGAUAUGUUUGUAGGUUUUACAAAGCCUUUCAUUUUCUGA
This is a messenger RNA of Pomacea canaliculata, 1612 nucleotides long. Its product is annotated as cubilin-like. Gene Ontology annotation, molecular function: serine-type endopeptidase activity. NCBI's taxonomy places the organism in Eukaryota, Metazoa, Mollusca, Gastropoda, Architaenioglossa, Ampullariidae. Bases 515 to 1612 code for a protein of 365 amino acids. The record is from RefSeq and is a predicted model, not a curated record. The transcript has 6 exons.